Molecule: messenger RNA, 995 nt
Organism: Elaeis guineensis (African oil palm)
Lineage: Eukaryota; Viridiplantae; Streptophyta; Magnoliopsida; Arecales; Arecaceae
Product: ribulose bisphosphate carboxylase small subunit, chloroplastic
Source: RefSeq, a predicted model, not a curated record
GGUGGUGGAAGUGAAAUGUCACCCCUCUGGAUCCAAUGGCCAAGAAAAUCCACACCAUCCACCUCAAAUCGAGUUCACCAAUGGAUGGAAAAAAUCAUCGCAAGAAGAGAUUUCAGGUUAUAUAUAGGAACGGUGUUGGUGCGUUAAGGCCUCAGUCCUGCUGCAAGAUCUUUUGUUAAGGUGGGAGAGGAGUAAGGAGAAAGAGAGGAAAUGGCUUCCUCUAUGAUGGUCUCUUCUGCCGCUACUGCGUCCCGGGCCACCCCAGCCCAAUCCAGCAUGGUCGCACCCUUCACCGGCCUCAAGUCGACCUCCGCCUUCCCGGCCACAAGGAGGGCAAGCAACGGCUUCUCAAAGCUUCCAAGCAACGGAGGCAGGGUUCAGUGCAUGAAGGUCUGGCCGAUCGAGGGACUGAAGAAGUUCGAGACCCUCUCUUACCUUCCGCCUCUCUCCAUCGAGGCUUUGCUCAAGCAAAUUGAGUACCUUCUCCGUAGUGGAUGGAUUCCUUGCUUGGAGUUCUGCAAAGUUGGCUUUGUGUCCCGUGACAACAACCGAUCCCCUGGAUACUACGAUGGACGCUACUGGACCAUGUGGAAAUUGCCCAUGUUCGGCUGCAACGAUGCCACCCAGGUCGCGAAGGAGCUUGAGGAGUGCAAGAAAGAAUACCCGGACGCAUUCAUCCGGAUCAUUGGAUUCGACAAUGUUCGCCAAGUUCAGUGCAUCAGUUUCAUCGCCUACAAGCCCCCAAGCUACUAAGCAUGAGCUGAAUGUGUCAAGUGUCUAGAGUGUCUGUCCCGUUCGACUCGGUUUGGGCUCUUUAAAUUGCUUUGCCUCAUUGUUCAUUUCCUUCUUUAUUCCCUCUCUCCAACAGAUGAGAAUUGGACUAAGGUCACUGUUAUUUUGGUUGGUGAGGAACAUCACAGCUCCGGCUAUGUAUAUUGUUAUUGUCUACUAAUUAUAAACCUAUAUAUGGAUUGGGUGUCUGUCUUUUCUCUGCA